Molecule: messenger RNA, 8594 nt
Organism: Oryctolagus cuniculus (rabbit)
Lineage: Eukaryota; Metazoa; Chordata; Mammalia; Lagomorpha; Leporidae
Source: RefSeq, a predicted model, not a curated record
GUGCGCUGCAGAAUUCUGGGUGCCGUGAGCCUCGGUUACAGAAGCUGUAAAAAUAUACUUCUCCGUGGCCACCUGCCAAGGAAGGCCUUGUUUCACGUUGAAUGCUUAGAGGAAUAAGAUAGCACGCGCUCCCGAGUCCCGGAGCAGGUGAGGGCGUUUAGCGGGCUUGAGAAGCAGGAAGCCAGCGCUCCGCGGCUCGGACUCUGCUGGCUGUUGGCGGUUUCGCCGGGCAGUGUCGAGGACGGUUUAGAGAUGGGAGAGACGGUUUCUCAAAGGGAAGACGCUCUCCAGGUUUAUAAUAAAGGUGCUAAGGAGGAGAAUGUAAGACAAAAAUAAUUAAAUAUUUCACAGAGAAUGGGAAACGGCUCUGUGACGUCAGGCUGGUUACCAGGAUCAUUAACUCUCCACCUGCCUGCAGAAUGCUCCGAUGUGGGUUUAUGGGUUUGUGAGGAUGAGUGGAGGUGCUGCAUGUGAUGUGCUCAGCACAGUGCCAGCUUUGUCUCAGUCAACUGUCCUGAUGCCACUUCCCUCAUCUCGUGCUCCCGUGAUGACUUUGCUUCUACACACUGAAAACAUGGAAGCCGUUGGAACAGACCAGCCCCAGGCUUCUGCCAGUACCUGGAUGUGCGCCUGUGUACUCGGCUGAACUCCCUUUAAGUUCUCUUCAACAGGCCACAUUCAAGAGGUGACUUGACUCCCUUUUGCCGGUGGCUGGAGCACAAUGGAUCACGCAGGGGCCAUAGACACCGAGGAUGAACUGGGACCGUUAGCCCAUCUUGCUCCAAGUCCUCAGAGCGAGGCCGUGGCUCAUGAAUUCCAGGAGCUCUCCUUGCAGUCCAGUCAGCACCUACCCCCUCUAAAUGAAAGGAAGAAUGGAAGUGUAGUCUUUUGGGAGUCAGGACUCCAGCCUCCUCUGCUGACUCAGUCUGUGAGUGUGGUGCUCCAGCUGAGGCUACAACAGAGGAGGACGAGAGAGCAGCUAGUGGACCAGGGCAUCAUGCCACCUUUGAAGAGCCCGGCGGCAUUCCAUGAACAGAUAAAAAGCUUGGAACGAGCCAGAACUGAAAACUUCCUGAAACACAAGAUCCGGAGUCGACCAGACCGUUCUGAACUUGUCAGAAUGCACAUUUUAGAAGAAACAUUUGCAGAGCCUUCCCUUCAGGCUACUCAGAUGAAGUUGAAAAGAGCUCGGCUAGCUGAUGAUCUGAAUGAAAAGAUUGCUCAAAGACCUGGUCCCAUGGAGCUGGUGGAGAAAAACAUCCUUCCGGUAGACUCCAGUGUCAAGGAAGCAAUUAUAGGCGUUGGGAAGGAGGACUACCCCCACACUCAGGGCGAUUUCUCAUUCGAUGAAGACAGCAGCGAUGCUUUGUCUCCGGACCAGCCCGCCAGCCAGGAGUCCCAGGGGUCAGCCGCUUCCCCUAGUGAGCCAAAAGCUAGCGACUCACCGUCUUCAGUGACUGCAAACACAGCUGCCCAGUUUACUGCAGUGUCCCCAGCAGUUCCUGAAUUCUUGAAGACUCCUCCGACUGUGGAUCAGCCUUCCACAAGGUCCACAGCUGCCGUCCUCCCCACGAACACUGUGUCCUCAGCAAAGCCUGGCCCAGCACUGGUCAAGCAAAGCCAUCCCAAGAAUCCAAACGACAAACAUCGUAACAAGAAGUGCAAAGAUCCCAAACCCCGGGUCAAGAAGUUGAAGUACCACCAGUACAUUCCUCCGGACCAGAAAGGGGAGAAGAGCGAGCCGCAGAUGGACUCCAACUACGCCCGCCUGCUGCAGCAGCAGCAGCUCUUCCUGCAGCUGCAGAUCCUGAGCCAGCAGCAGCAGCACUACAAUUACCAGACCAUCCUGCCCGCGCCAGUCAAAAAUGACAAAAACAACAACAGUGGGAAUUCAGCCUUGAACAACAGCACAUCGAACACACCGAGACAGAACACAGCUGCUCCUGUGAGAAAGCCAGGACCACUGCCUUCUAGCCUGGACGACUUGAAGGUAUCAGAACUGAAGACAGAACUGAAAUUAAGGGGUUUGCCAGUGUCAGGCACCAAACCAGACCUCAUCGAACGCCUGAAACCCUACCAGGAAGCGAACAGCGGUGGCCUUGCCGCUAGCGGUGUGGUGGCAGUGUCAUCGGCAGCCAUCGUCACCAGUAACCCGGAAGUCACCGUGGCAUUGCCAGUUACAACCCUGCAGACUGCCGUGACCAGUGCCCGGUCCACUUUCAAGGCGGAAAUGCCAUCCUCCGGCACCGGCAGCGUGGCCCACGUGGACGGUGCUCACUCCCCCCUGCCCAUCUCACCCUCGCCCUCGGAGCAGUCCAGCCUCAGCACCGACGACACCAGCAUGGCCGACACCUUCACCGAGAUCAUGACCAUGAUGUCGCCCUCCCAGUUCCUGUCGUCAUCUCCCUUGAGGGUGGCAAACAGCGAGGACAGCCUGAGCCCCGCUGGCAGCACCCUGUCACACCUGGAACUGGACGCCGCCGAGAAGGACCGCAGGCUGCAGGAGAAGGAGCAGCAGAUCGAGGAGCUCAAGAGGAAACUGGAGCAGGAGCAGAAGCUCGUGGAAGUCCUGAAAAUGCAGCUGGAGGUGGAGAAGCGUGCGCAGCAGCGGCCGCCGGAGCCCCAGCCCCGCGCCCCUGCUCCGGGCGCCACCAAGGCAGACCAGAAAGCGGGCAGUGUUGGUCCCUCCGUCAAAGAUGAGGCCUCCCUCCCUGACUGCUCCAACUCCAGGCAGCCCGUCCCUGCAGGGGCCCAGACCGUGCUUGCCCAGAAGGCUGUGGUGAUCAAGCAGGAGGUGGCGGUGGCGCAGGUGGCGCAGGCGGAGCAGCAGGGCAUCGUCCCGCAGUUCUACGUGAGUCCCCAGGGCCAGCCGCCGCCUGCCGUUGUCGCUCAGCCCCAGGCUCUACUGACCACCCAGACUGCUCAGCUGCUGCUCCCUGUGUCCAUCCAGGGCUCGAGCGUCACCUCCGUGCAGCUCCCCGUAGGCAGCCUCAAACUCCAGACUACGCCACAAGCAGGAAUCCAGCCUCAGCCUCAGAUAGCAACUACUGCCCAAAUCCCUGCUGCCGCCUUGUCCCCAGCCCUGGCCUCGAGCGUUCCUCAGAAACAAGACCCGUUCCAGCAGCAAGUGCUCAGUCAGCCUCAGCAAGCGAGAAAGGUGUUCACAAACUCGACCCCCAACACCGUGCUUCCGUAUCAGAGACCGCCCGCGCCGGCCGUCCAGCAGCCCUUCGUCAGUGCCCCCGCCAGCGGCAUCUGCCAGCCCAGAAACGCUCCACCCCCAGCCUUGCAGAACGGGGCUCCUGCUCCCACCAAGCCUAGCUCGCCUUCUCCACCCCAGCAGUUUGUCGUCCAGCACUCCCUGUUUGGGAGUCCAGUCGCCAAGACAAAAGACCCUCCCCGCUAUGAGGAGGCCAUCAAGCAGACACGCAGCGCACAGUCGUCCCUUCCGGAGAUUUCCCACGCCCACAGUCAGCAGAUGGACGACCUCUUUGAGAUCCUCAUUAAAAGUGGAGAGAUUUCUCUGCCUAUAAAAGAGGAGCCCUCUCCUAUUUCCAAAAUGAGACCAGUGACAGCCAGCAUCACCACAAUGCCCAUCAACACCGUGGUGUCCCGGCCGCCGCCCCAGGUCCAGAUGGCACCCCCUGUCUCCUUGGAGCCCCUGAGCAGUUUAUCUGCCAGCCUAGAGAACCAACUAGAAGCUUUCCUGGAUGGAACGUUACCUUCAGCCAAUGAAAUUGCUUCUCUGCAGAGCAGCAGCGAAGACAGAGAGUCCUUCUCUCUGAUCGAGGAUCUCCACACUGACUUGCUGGAGCACUCGCACUCGCCCAUGGAGACUUCCGAGGCCCAGUUCGCAGCAGGCACCCCCUGCCUGUCCCUGGACCUCUCGGACUCAAACCUGGACAACAUGGAGUGGUUGGACAUCACCAUGCCCAGCACGUCGUCGGGGCUCACUCCGCUCAGCGCCACGGCACCAAGCAUGUUCUCCGCUGACUUCCUCGACCCCCAGGACCUCCCGCUGCCAUGGGACUAGUGCCGCAGGGUUCUCGUCUCGGGGGCCGUGAGGUUUUAGAAUACAAAGAAGAGUCUGGAAGGUCAGUUUCUAGAGGUAGAUCCAUAGUUGCAUUAUUGCAAUUGAAACACAUUGUCAUGGACAGAAGACAGAAGGUUCUAAGCCUGGAACCCAAGUUUGGAAACCUUUCAUUGCGCCUGGCAGUGAAUUUCUGCAGCUUAGCAUAGCACGGGGCCUUCUGAAGUGUACACUAGUCAAAGAGGACUUGUCUCAGUGCAGCGGCAAGAGUACCUUUAAGUCAAAACACAGAUGAGAAUCACACACGGGAAAUGACACUAGGAUUCUCUGGUUACCAACUACAUUUAAACCUCUGUGGUCACUUUACGACUCUAAAUAAAGGCAGAUGACUACACUCAAAACCCAGGCCAGUCAGUGUGAGGGCGGUGAGCGGUACUGCAGGUUGUACUUCUGGGGACGGCGCAAGCCAGGCCAAGACAGCAGGGCUCAGAGGCAGUGCAGGGCCCUGGCCAGUUCAGUGACGGCUUCUAGCUGAAGACUUUUGGUUCAUCCAGAAACCUAUGUAAUUUUUGUGUGUUGUAGUUUAUUUUGUGAUUUUUGGAAUCUCACUUUAGAUUUCUAAAUUUAAACUUAAGUGGGCGCUCUUUCGUUGUAACCAGGAGAUGUCUACAACACCCUGUCAGAAGCAAUCCACUGUACAAAGUCCAGGUGUACUGAAAAUCCUAGCUGCAGCCCUCCAGGGCGGGCUCACUGGUUUCGCCCCGUGUGUCAGACGUGUGUGUGUCUACUCUGACGUGGUGACUUGUGCAGCCGACAGUAGGGUAAGGAAAUGGGUAUCCAGUGGUCCUGCUUCUUGUGAUAACUCGAACGUCUCUCGAGUACCUGAGCCACAUGUAUUUGUGUUAAGAAUCUCUGACUUUCAGGUAACCAGAGCCAUCUCAAAGAACCAAGGCAAGGCUUUAGCAUGAGCGAGCUUUCUGAGCUGGUGUGUUAAAGAGGGGACGGUCCCUCUGCAGCCGAGGACAGCCUGGCCGGCCUUCCCUGCCUCGUGUCCAUGGUCAUCACUUCAUAGGCUUCUAACUGGACAUCACGAUCCUUUCAAGCCGAAGAUUAGAAAACUGGAGGUUUUACUUUUUUUAUAUAUAGAAAAAAAGUCACUACGUACUUGUUGAGUAGCUUAAGAAUUUCCUAAAAUGCCAACUCUCAGAGCAUUUCCAAAAUUAUUUUAGUCAUUUAAAAAUGGUAAAAUGUAAAUAUCUGAACAAAAAACUGAACUCUAGCAAAAGAAUGUGGAGAUGUUGAUCCUGUCACAGAACCGUGCACUCCUCACCAGGAAAUGGCCCCCUCCCCGGUGUAUGCAGGAGGCUGCCUGGCCCGCUACUCAGAAAGAACGUGGGAAUGACUUUGGGUCAGUGUUCUAAGCGCGGAUCUCGUUUCUGGAGUUUAUUCGGUUGGGGUUCGUUCGCACGGUUCACUCUACGUGGAGAUGCGCUUUCCCGGCACAAGCACACGGGAGCCCAGUGGGUGCAGAGGCCCCCGUGCCCCGUGCACUCUGGUGGACAGCUUACAUGUGUAGCAGAGGGUGACGCGAUGUGCAGGGUACAGAAACCAUCUCCUCACCUGGGCAGGCACCUUCCUCAGGGGGGCUCUUGGCUGUGGUUUGUUGCCAAGGCAUUUGGCUGGAGUUUGUCAGCUGCAUCCUUAGUCCCUGAGCAUCUUCAUUCAGAUGUGGAUGGCUUACUAAAGUAGCACCAAAUGUCAGUGGGACGGUAGGAGGCCAGGGACACCCAGAGCCAUUCCCUCCCGCGAGGAGCUCUGUGUCCACGAUCCUGACCUGCGUACGGCAUUGCCUUUCUAGUCCUCGGGCCCCUUUAUUGCAUCUUCAGAUAGGAUUUGGAACAUGCCACGGGAAGGCUGCUCUCCAAAAACACAGCCCAGUGCAGGGAACGCUCCGUGCCGACAGUGACUUCUCAGGAGCCCACUUCACAUAGGCGUGGGGAUGCUGCGUGGAUCAGAAGGCAUGUCUCAAGAGAGCCAGGGCUCUAGCUAUUACGCUAUCAGCCAUUCCGCUUGCCCUGUUCGCCCGGCCACCCUCUCCCGGCUGUCCUGCCGUCUCAGCCACGUGUUCCUGGUUGCCAUGUGCACUUGACAAGACCAAAGACCAGUCUGCAAACAAGGCCCUUGACCUGAGCCUGCGUGCCUGGCACAGGCGCCCUGAGGUUCCGCGGGUCUGGGAAAGACAGUUCCAUGUUGUUGUUAAAGGUCCGUUUCACAGCCAUGAAAGCACAGGGCAAAGCAGCCGGCACAGGGGUCCUGCUGUACAUCACAUUACCAAGAGAGUAACUCCUGGAGACAGGUCAUCUCACAUCCCAUUGUGCUCGCUACGAUCAGCGUCUCCUCUGCUGGGAGCAGGGGGAGUGUGCAGUCUUAGCAAAGCUUCCACCAAGUCUGGGGCAGCCUAGGGGGUGUGGCCAUCUUGUAAUAUCCGCGAAGCAUGGGUUAGAAACCUCUUAGAGCAAAACUAGUGGUCAAGUCCCCUGACGCUGCAGCCCACUGUGUAGUGCUGCCACGUGUCUGUGCGCAGGUGUGUUCUGAACAUGUGGGAUUUCUCCCUGAGAUGCUGUUUGUACUUGCUUCAUAGGAAUAUUUUUGAGAUCUUGAAGAGAUCUUCUUUAAUUGCCUUUUUACAAACCGUCAAACCGUGCUCCAGGGACAGACAUACACUGAUUUGUCAGGGCUGUCGAGGAGCAGUGGCUCCAAGCUGCUGCCUGUGGAGGCAGGGCCACGGGGAGACGACGGCGCCCUGCUGUACUGGCAGCCAGUUAGCCAUCCCGUCACCACAGCCGCGCUGCCCCCCAGCCCAGAGCGUGCGUGCAGACGAGCCAUAGCCGCUGGCCACCAGCUGUCCCCACACGCACUGGCGUGGUCCCUGAGAGAAGUGGGGCGCCCUGGGCAGGGAGGCGCCCAUCUCAGUGUCUGUCCUCGGGCCCUGGGCAUUCCCCUGACCCCCACCAGCUUGCCCAGGCGGGGAGUGCGGGGCACUGCCAGGGACUUCUUAGAGAACGGUGAAGAACAGCUGUUCAGUGUGUCGGCAGAGCCACACGGCACACUUUAACCAGGUUCACAAACAACUCUGUUGCCAGCCGAGUGCUGGCAACAGAGAUCACCAAAUACCAAUUGUCCCGUGCCCUGGAAGCCACAAAAUUAGUCCAGACUUGUCACCAUUAACUGGAAGGCCAGGCUGAUGGAGGAGCAUCGCUUGUGAGUGCAUCGGUGUGCAUCUGGAGAGCGCCCUGACUGCGUCCCCACUCACCCCCACGAGACUGCAGUCAACUGGAAAGUAACCACUGAGGCGCGGCACUCUUUCCCCAGGCCCCUUCCCCAGUCCCCCGGGGCUGCACUCCUGUGGGCCAGGGACUCUGCCCAGUGCCGCGCAGGCCGGCGCAGUCCCGCUCACCUGCCUCGCAGCGUCUGAGGAGACGCAGCACUGCAAAAGGUUCUGUCCACACUCUGGUGUCAGGUGUGCAAUUCAGAAAGCUGCACGUUUACAGAAGAGCUCUCACCUACACACACACACACACACACACACACACACACACACCCCGCUCUGUGAAUCAUGAUGGGAAAAUGUCACAGAUCCACAGGUGCUGUCUGGAAUUGAGUGAAAUACGUAAUUGGAGACGUUGACACAGCUACCAUGUGUAACAGAGCUUGGUGCCAACUACUAGGACGAAGCUUUAACCAAGACCGUAGAAAUCACCAGAACCCCUAACGAUUACCUCUCUGCAUUCUGCUGUACGGAAUCUUGCUAACUGGUAGGAAGAGGAAGCAUUUAGGAAAGGGUUUAGUCUACCAAAAGUACUUGACCUCGAGUAACCAAGAGGAAUGCAAAUGUUUCAAAGGAACCAAAGGCAUUGCCAAGUAUUUGCCAAAAGGAGGCACUUUUUAUUUAAAAUUUGAGACUAAUGAGAUCUCAAAAACCAGUCCCAAAAAGGUAUUAUACAUUUAAGGUUAUAAUUUUCACAGAGAUGUAGAUAUUUCUCUAUCGUCUUCAUGUAAAAUAGUAGAGAGCUGUUUUAAGAAUACAUAUCUAGUAGUAAUACAAGGUUUUUUUCCUUUCCAUGUAGAAAUUAGUUUUCUUGCUUGCAAUAGAAAUGCAACGUGAUAGGUGUUUCUCUUCUUAUUUUCAUUGUCACAUUAUGUCUUAGCAUCUCACUCUAUGAAAAAAAGAAGAAAGAUACCAAUCCACGGAGCCCUGCUUGUUGAAGCAACAAGAAACGAUGGCAGUUGGGGGUCCAUUUGUUAUUGCCUUUGUGUUGUUUUUAAGAAAACCAUGAUGCCUUCGUCCCUGCUGUCUGCACCCCUGACCUCGAGUCCGCAUCAUGGCCGGGUGCCAUACGUGUUGCACGUGCACUGUACGUAGGUGGCACACGCGUGUCCUGUGUGUGUGCGCAUCCCUCGUUACAUCUCUGUACAUAGCGGCAGGAUCGUAGCUGAUCGGGAAACGUUUGAUAUCUCGGCAAUUUUGCAUUUUUGUGUCUCAAAUAAAAGACAUUUUGAUGUA